GGCGGAGCCCAGUCCGUGCCUCCUCGCCUCCCUGCGCGCUCCCUGCUGCGCCCCGCGCCAGCCGCCCCAUCCCGCCCGGGCGCAACCCACCCGAGGGAGCCCGCGCCCCGCGCCCACCCCACGAGCCGGGCACCUGCGCCAGAUGAGAAAACUGAGAGCCAGGGGCUGGCUCACCAGAGAAGCUGCUCAGGGGCUGGCUGGUGGCUUGAGACGGGAGCCCCGCUGGAUCGACUGAGAAGGGACUGGUAGAGCAACGCCAUGAGUAUCUCUGCUCUGGGAGGCAGCCCCAAAGGGAAACCUCUGCUGCCAGGAGAGGAGGAACGCAAUAAUGUCCUCAAGCAGAUGAAAGUACGCACCACACUGAAGGGCGACAAGAGCUGGAUCACCAAGCAGGAUGAGUCUGAGGGCCGCACCAUUGAGCUGCCCUCGAGCCGGAGUCGCGCCACAUCCUUUUCAUCACCUCGGGAGGUCUCAAAGGCCAGGUCUCCAAGCACAAGGGCGUCCACUGGCUACAUCAUCCGGGGAGUGUUCACCAAGCCUAUAGACAGCUCGUGCCAGCCCCAGCGCCACUUCCCCAAGACCAAUGGGGCUCCAAAAAGUGCUGCUGGUCUGACGAAAGCAGCUAACACCGGUCUUCCCCGUUCCCCCAUCUCCGGCUACAAGAUGACCACGGAGGAUUACAAGAAGCUGGCACCCUACAACGUGAGGCGCAGCUCCAUAUCAGGGACUGUGGAGGACUUGGAGGUGCCCUUCUCUUCGGAUGAGCAGAAAAGGAGGUCAGAGGCUGCGAGCAGUGUGUUGAGAAAGACCGCCCCCCGGGAACAUUCCUACGUCCUGUCGGCAGCCAAGAAGAGCACCGGUCCUACCCAGGAGACACAGGCUCCAUUUUUUGCGAAAAGUUUCUCCUCUGCCCACAGGAUUGAGGUGGUGGAUGAGGAUGGGCCUUCGGAGAAGAGCCAGGAGCCACCUGCCCCAGCACUGUCUACUCCUGGCUUGAGCAGAUCUUCUCCAGGCCACAAAGACAAGGAGGCCCCCUGUUCCAGAGAGCUCAAGAGAAACUCCAUUGGGGAGGAGACCUUUGAGGGCCCCAGCAGAGAGUCUGAAAGGUCAAAUCCACAGCUGAGUGAUGGCCCCGGGGGACCGGGAGUCACAGGGUCCCCACCGGAAGGCUUGGCUGGAGCAGACACUGGCUCGGAGAGAGGAGGGCUGGGCCCAGCUGCUAGCUUCAGCCCUUUGCUGGACGAUCAGGAUGUGGGUGGUGCCAGCUCUUACUCCUGCAAACCUGAGCCAGUGGCCAUCAGCUCCAGUGCCACUUCAGCCCCUGCUGUCCUGGUCAAUAGGAAGAGUGACACUGCGGCAGACCCAGAAGACACAAAGGGUGCCCUGGCUGUAGACGAGGAGGAGCGUGUGGCUGCUGAGGCUGGCGAGGCCUGGCUGGAGAGGAGCAGAAUCCCAGUGUGUGGUGCAGGAGAGCAGCAGCAGUGCAGAGCUGUGGGCAGCCUGGAGCUGUGCAGCGAGCUGGGAGGCAGUGGUGGUGGCAGCAGUGCCCAGGCCGUGGAUGAGGAGAAGCAUGUGGCUGGCGAGGCCUGCCCGGAGAGGCCUGGAAUCCCGGAGUGUGGCGAGGGACGGGCAGCUGCCCCCGCACAGCAGCUUCCCAAAGCCAUGGGCGGCCCGGACUGCUGCAUGGAGCUGGGAGACGGUAGUGGCGGUGUGGGCGACAGGGUGACAAGUCACACUAGCUGUGUGGUCCCUGUUGCUGUCAGUACAGCUUCUGAGCAACCUGACGUGUACAUGCCAGCCCCACCGAGUGAACUGGACUCCAGCCCAAGCAGCAGAGGGAUUCUCUUCCUGAAGGAGUACGUGAAUGCUAGUGAAGUGUCUUCUGGGAAACCAGCGUCUUCCCUCCACAGCCGUGUUGGCAGCACGGAAGACUCAUUGGACCUGAAGAAGAAAGCCCCCUAUGACAGCACUCCACACCGCGAGAGAACAACUGGAGGGACCUGCACUUACUGCAGCCGUGAGAUUGGAGACUGUCCAAAGAUCACCCUAGAACAUCUUGGUAUCUGCUGCCAUGAAUAUUGCUUUAAGUGCGGCAUCUGCAGUAAGCCAAUGGGCGAUCUGCUGGAUCAGAUCUACAUUCAUCGUGACACCAUCCACUGCGGGAAAUGCUAUGAGAAGCUGUUCUAGCUCCCUCAGGCCAAUCAGAAGCUAAUGAUUCCUGGACGAGAUUGGCUGCCUCAAGUUGCUGGUUCCCCUCCUUCUCUUCCUUCUUUCCUUCCCUCUUCUUUCCCUCCUUCCUUCCUUCCUUCCUUCCGUCCCUCCUU
Chinchilla lanigera (long-tailed chinchilla) is the source of this 2324-nucleotide messenger RNA. It is a transcript of the gene Znf185, whose product is annotated as zinc finger protein 185 (LIM domain). NCBI's taxonomy places the organism in Eukaryota, Metazoa, Chordata, Mammalia, Rodentia, Chinchillidae. The record is from RefSeq and is a predicted model, not a curated record. The coding region runs from base 259 to 2187 and encodes 642 amino acids. The transcript has 24 exons.